UCGUCUAUUGCGGCGCUCCUGAUAAAAACAUAAUAAGGAAUUUACUACCAAGAAAGUCGUAAACGUUUUCUGUGAAUUUGGGGCAGGCAGUUCUUGAAACUCGAGUGACUUCUUAUAACUUGGGGUUUUCCUCCUGCGUCUGGGACCUGGGUGCUGCACCUCGCGUGCGCGGAUCCAGGAUCCUCCUUCCCGCCGCGCCUCCUCCCCUGGCUCCGCCCUGGGAUCCUUAAGUUUUCCUCCGUCUCCAGCGCAGGGAGCAGCGGCGACUGCGGGCGUGGUGGAGCCGCGCGCCCCGGGAGUGGGGCUGCAGGGAGCGUCCCAAGGACCAGUGAGGAGGACGAGGGAUCCGGAGGCCUGCACCCCCCUCCCGCCAGCCAUGCUGACCCUGGCAUCCCUGCUCCCCGUCCCCAGGAUGCUCUGGGCCCUCCUGCUCUUGGCUGCCUCCGGCAGUGCUGAGAGCACAGAGUGGGACAGCCCCAGCUGCACCGAGGGCGUGGUCUCCGUGUCCAGGGGUGAGUCAGCUGUGAUGGCCUGCAACAUCUCCAACCCCUUCUCCCACAUCAACAUCACCCUGUGCACCUACCGUGGGGAGAGCCGGCAGCUGGUGUUCAGUGAGCCGGCCCCAGGAGACUUCUCCCGGGAUGGGUGGCGGCUCUGGGUUCAAGGAGGCCAGGCGCAGCUGGUGAUUGAAAAGGCCCAGGACGCCCAGGCAGGGCAGUACCGCUGGAUUCUUACGGGAAACCAGAGAAACUCUGAAAUCACCACCCUGAACGUCUCAGAGCCCCAAGACACAUUCUUCACACCUUCCUACGGCCCGGAGACGCUGCUCAGGGAGCUCAGGCCUGAUCCUGAGGGCACAGGCCAGGCGGUUGUCCUCAUCCUCGUCAUGGUCGCCCUGGUCGCCCUGGUCGUCCCACUGGCCUGCAUGUUAGCCUGGCGCAGAAGGCAUGGUGCCCUGAAGCUCUACAAGCUCCUGCAGCAUUCUCUGUUAUCUUUAAGGGCAGCAGCUGGGCACCUGAGGGGCUUUGGAGCAGAGGGGCCUCAGAGCAGGAAUCUGCCAGGUGUCUGGACCCCACAGUUACCUCGGAGACACUCUAGUCUGGCGUUCUGGCAUCUCAGGUUGAUUGCGGACACACUCCUGUCUUUGGACUAUGAGCAAGAACAAGCUUUGGGGACCCUCCUGCCAGCAGCUGUGGGGGCCAAGAUGCAGGGGUUCGGGGCAUGAGAAGGCGGCUUGGCCCCACUGCCACUGCUCAAGGGUGCAGCAGCCUUUGGCUGCAGGGGCCCCUCUGGAAUCCAGGCCGAUGCAUGGCUGCUGGCGCGAUCUGUGCCCACCUCCCCCCACGUCUCCCGCGGAGCUCCUCCCCCGACGCCGCCCCGCCUACCUGCUGGCCCUUCCAGGUCCCAAAUCUGUUGAUGCCAGAUAUCUUCAUAAUCAAAACCAUGUAACUCCACUGAGCAUAUUCUUAAAAGGUACCUAUAGGGUGAUAAAAGACAGGAUUCUUCUGGAAGUGCUGCAUUCAAGUGCGUUGCAAACAUCCAUAAUGCCAGCCCUUAGGCUGAGCAAACUAAACCAAUGAGCAAAUCACCAACUGAGCAGAGAAACACACUUUCAAAUGGGAAAAAUAAAAAUCUGCCAGAAGCUG
Camelus dromedarius (Arabian camel) is the source of this 1646-nucleotide messenger RNA. It is a transcript of the gene SECTM1, whose product is annotated as secreted and transmembrane 1. NCBI's taxonomy places the organism in Eukaryota, Metazoa, Chordata, Mammalia, Artiodactyla, Camelidae. Gene Ontology annotation, biological process: immune response. Gene Ontology annotation, molecular function: cytokine activity. Gene Ontology annotation, cellular component: membrane. Bases 377 to 1225 code for a protein of 282 amino acids. The record is from RefSeq and is a predicted model, not a curated record. The transcript is spliced from 6 exons.